Molecule: messenger RNA, 3260 nt
Organism: Xenopus tropicalis (tropical clawed frog)
Lineage: Eukaryota; Metazoa; Chordata; Amphibia; Anura; Pipidae
Gene: htr1b
Product: 5-hydroxytryptamine (serotonin) receptor 1B, G protein-coupled
Exons: 2
Coding region: 1152-2309 (385 amino acids)
Biological process (GO): G protein-coupled serotonin receptor signaling pathway; bone remodeling; regulation of behavior
Cellular component (GO): synapse; membrane; plasma membrane
Molecular function (GO): G protein-coupled serotonin receptor activity; G protein-coupled receptor activity
Source: RefSeq, a predicted model, not a curated record
CAGUCUCCUCCACUGCUCACUCCCUACUUGCAGUGUUUAAAGCUUCUCUUCAUCUCCACACCCCCUCCUCCACUCCCACAGCAGCCUCUAUGUCAUCUGCAGCACCGGGAGAACUACUAUUGCCGCUGCCUGCACGGAGUGAAGACAAGGAAGGGGAGAAAUGAACAUCUCUCAGUAUCGGUACACCUGCACAGAGCUGAAGGAUUCUCCUGGCUUUUCUGGAAAACUUACAAAGAGGAUAUCACAAGCUACCUAAAGUUGGGACAGUCUCUUAGCUUCUUCUUCUAUCCCCCUCCUUUUCCUUGAUGAUGAACUAUGCACUGGGUAUCUAAAGCCUGGCACUAGGGCUGACCUGGGGCACCUCAAGUAUUUCCAGCAUACAGACUGAAUAAGCCAAAGCAACUUUGCUUCUCGGAAACAUUAAGGGACGUUUCGAAGGAGCCUGACAUUCCAUCUGUUCUGCAGGAUAACUUGUAUAAGUAACCUGAUGAGGAAAUGAUUAUAGACAAGCAAGGAGCAGCCUAUAGAAUUCUAUAUGUGAAUGUAACAGGGUAUAUUGUCUGUGCCUGGGAAAAAAUUCAACUAGCAGAAUGCAGGUGAAUAUAAAGUUAUGCCUAUAUUCCAUAGAAAAGCAAUAACUGGAAUUUGUUUGCACAAAGGGAACAUAAUGAAGCCAGAAAAAAAUUCUUCCCUGGAAUAACACUUAUACAAUUAAACAGCUAAAUUAGCUAAACCUCAGCCAUAUAUAUAUAUUUUUAUUGCCAGAUUGUUGAUGCAUUGGUAUGGAUGUUGCGUAAGCAAACUAAUGAAGAGUCAGUAGAACGUGACUUGAUGCCAGCUGAAAUAACCUGUGUCACUGCAUGAGUGGAAAUCUGUGUUUCAGUUCUAUGAUUUGGAAGGUCCAGUCAGAGACAGGAUAUUUAUUUUAAUACUCACUCUCAAACUUUUGAAUCUAUGAGCCUAUCUAAACCUUUGUUUACUGGUCUGAACAAUCAACUCAUAUAUUGUGCAUGAAGAUAAUAUUUUGCCUUGAGCUUUAGACAGCAAAAAUUAUUGCAUAACAAGUCACCCAGUGGAUCAGAGAAACUGCUAGAGGACCCCAUGAGAUUACAUUUUCACUUUAGCAUAUUGAGAGUGGGGAACUGCUAAAAAUGGAACAUCUGACUGAAUGUCAAGAAGUUACUGACCAGCUGAAUGUGUCUCAAACCAAUUACUCCUUUGAUGGUAGAAGUUGUAUCACAAGUCUAGAUAGCUAUGGGCAGGAAGAUGUGCUAUCCUUCUCAAAGAUCAUCUUGACAGUUAUCUUAGCUCUAAUUACUUUAGCCACUUUAUUGUCCAAUGCAUUUGUAAUUACAACAGUCUAUCAAACCAGGAAACUGCACACACCUGCUAACUAUCUCAUAGCCUCACUGGCAUUUACAGACCUUUUAGUAUCAAUUCUGGUCUUGCCAAUUGCUAUUGUAUAUACCGUAACUGGUAAGUGGACUUUGGGGCAGAUUAUAUGUGAUAUGUGGUUAUCAUCAGAUAUCACUUGUUGCACAGCAUCUAUCCUUCAUUUAUGUGUCAUAGCUCUGGACAGAUACUGGGCAAUCACAGAUGCAGUUGAAUAUACCAAGAAAAGGACUCCUAAAAGGGCAGUUGUCAUGAUAGCUCUUGUGUGGGUAUUCUCAAUCUCAAUUUCAAUGCCCCCUCUUUUUUGGCGUCAGUCCAAAGCAGAAGAGAUAGCAGUUUGUGCAGUAAAUACUGAUCAUAUUUUGUACACAGUGUAUUCCACUGUUGGAGCUUUCUAUAUUCCCACAUUACUUCUAAUAGCUCUUUAUGGAAGGAUCUAUGUUGAAGCUAGAUCUAGAAUUCUGAAACAAUCUCCCAAAACCACUGGCAAGCGACUGACAAAGGCUCAUCUAAUUACUGAUUCCCCUGGUUCUUCAUCAGUGUCCUCCACAAACUCAAGGACUCUUGAGAUGCCUAGUGAUGCAGGAUCACCAGUGUAUCUAAAUCAAGUGAAAGUUAAAGUAUCUGAUGCUCUCCUCGAGAAAAAGAAAAUUAUGGCUGCCAGGGAAAGAAAGGCUACAAAGACUUUAGGAGUUAUUCUUGGAGCUUAUAUUGUCUGUUGGUUACCCUUUUUUAUUAUUUCACUGGUUAUGCCAAUUUGCAAAGAUGCCUGUUGGUUUCAUCCUGCAAUUUUUGACUUUUUCAAUUGGCUGGGAUAUCUCAACUCUUUAAUAAACCCAAUAAUAUAUACCAUGUCUAAUGAGGACUUCAAGCAAGCUUUCCACAAACUGAUAAAUCGUUUUAAAUGUUCAUCAUGAAUUUUGUUUUCUUCAUUGUUUUUCUCAGUUUGACACUAAUGCACUUGUUUGGGUUUGACUUUACAGAACCAAGUCGAUAUUGUAAAGAAUCACUGCCUGAAAAACACCCCAUCCUGAGUUGUCAGACUCAUGAAUUCUGCUCAGCGCAAACGUCAAUACAUACUGCCAUCCUACUGUUCAGCUCUGCAUUUCACUCUUAUGACUCUUGCAAUGAUACUGCUUAAAUAUUCACUCAUGUCAGAUGCAAAAGGGGAGACUUCAAAUCCAUGCUUUCAAUUGUCAACUGGAUAAAAAAUUUGACUUAUCAUAAUCCUUGUUUGCUGUUCUGCUCCAGCCCUUGGUGGCUGUUCUUUUGUUUCCAUUCUUUUUAACAUAUUUUGGGAAAUUCAGCCAUGCACGUUCUAGGGGAGUGCUUAAUAGCACAAAAUAUGUUUUGCCUUUGACUAUAAUAUGUCUGUGUUUGCUUGUCUUUUAUGUCUGCAGAGAGAAGUAUGGAUGAUAGGAUAUUUUCUUAAAAUCAAAACUAGUAAAGCAGAGGUGUGCAAUGCUAUUUUUGUAUUUUAAGAUAAAAAAAAUGAACACUAUAUUCUAUAAGUGAAUCAGAUAUAUUGCACAUAAGUAUAAUUUGUUGAUAAAGCAUUUUAUAAAAAUGUUAUACUUUGGGGUAUAUUUAUAAAGUUUAGUAAAAAUGUAUGUUACUGCUUUACAGUCACUGUAUAAAAUCAAGAGUAUUAUUAAUAAAUGUGUUUGAUGAUUUUAUGUUAUUGUGUAGCUAUGUGUAAAUUUUUGACAAAAAUAAGGUGUUGGCCGAAAAAAAACAAGUGUGCAAUAACUGGUGUAGAGUAAAUGAACUUCUUACACAGCAUUUUACAUAAUUCAUCUUAUCAUUUCUUUGACCUAUUGACUUCAAUAGACUACAUCAGGCUAAAGGAACAGUAACACCAAAAAAUG